AUAGUAAAACUGUAGCGUUGUUAAAUAACUUUAAAAGCAAUGCAAGAUGAGGGUGAUGAAAGAUCAUAUAAAAAUCAACAGGAAGUACCAGUUAAAGUUGUUACUAAUCUCUAAGGAUGACCCCCUUGAAAGCAUAGCGACAACUUUAAUUUACACAGUCAAUUGAAUCUUCAUCACAAUUAUCAUCUUUGUUGGGUUGAUCAUUAUUCUUCAUAAUUGUGUGAUGGACGAACAUGGCACCUAGAAAACAGGAUGCUGCCACCAAUACCUCCAAGAAACGUAAGUUUUUCAGGCCCAAAGAUCCGGACCCUGCUUUGGGACAGAACGCCACCCCGGUCGAAAAGAAAACCAUGGCAAUGCCUGAGGACGAUACCGAAGUGAAAUUCCUCGUUCCCAAGACACCGCUACCUAUCAGCCCUGUUGCCAAGCCACAAACCGCAGGACUGGAAAAGAGGCAGGUGAAAAAAGCGGAUGCCAAGUCGUCAAGCAGGAAGCGUACGACCAGAGAAAUCACAAAAAGGGAGGUUGACACGGUUCUCCAUUAUUUCGCUCUUAAUCCGAUAUUCGAUAAACUAUAAUUAUACAUUGUUUAUUUACUGUUUAUUUUUCAUUUUUUGAGAAAUCUUUAACAAUGACUGACUGAUAUAUCAAAAAAUGGUCAAGUUGCAGUGUAUAUUUAGACUUUUUAAUAAAAACGAGGGAUCCCACAGAA
Molecule: messenger RNA, 712 nt
Organism: Cimex lectularius (bed bug)
Lineage: Eukaryota; Metazoa; Arthropoda; Insecta; Hemiptera; Cimicidae
Exons: 2
Coding region: 234-578 (114 amino acids)
Source: RefSeq, a predicted model, not a curated record